AUGUCCGGCCGCAGAUGGGAUGGAGGCGGCGGCCGCGGGAUAGAGUCCGAGGAGGAGGAGGCCGGUGUCGGCCUCAUGUCCGGCGUGCAUGUCGCCGUCCGUCACCGCCGGGACGUCGUUGUCGAGGAGGAGGAGGAGGAGUCGUCGUUCGGCGGCCGGGCGCCCGUUGGAUACGGUGGCGGCGGCGGAGGUGGUUCGGGUGGCUGUGGCCGCGGUGGAAGUGGCGUUAAUGGCGGUGGUGGCGUCGGUGGCGGAAGUGGCGGUGGGUGUCCCGGGCCGUCGUCGUCCUCGUCCGCGUGCUGCCCCAACAACCGGACGUCCGGCGCCAAGCACGUGCUCGUUUGGAACCAGCCAGAACUGGAAGAUCUGACGGCCGCGGACAACCACAACGGGUACAGUCACCGGCCCGUGCCGGCCAAAGCAUGGAUCGGCUCCCGUCACAUCGUUACGUUCAUGUUGUUCCUCGGUAUGGCAAAUGCUUACAUAAUGAGGACGAACAUGUCCGUGGCCAUAGUGGCCAUGGUCAACCAGACCGCGCUGGAAAGGGAUCCGACCAUUCCAGACGACGAAUGCGAGGGCUACUACACGCCCGCCGCCAACACAACCGUACACAGCAUGUCCAACGAAGGAUCAUUCUUGUGGAGCACUUCCCAACAGGGCUAUGUGCUCAGUUCGUUCUUCUACGGUUACGUCAUAACGCAGAUACCGUUUGGGAUACUGUCGAAGAAGUAUGGCGCCAAGUAUUUCCUUGGCGUCGGUAUGCUCAUAAAUUCGGUGUUCGGCUUCUUGGUGCCGUUGUCUGCCAACUUUGGCAUUUUUUCCCUGAUCUCCAUACGUUUCAUUCAGGGGCUCGGAGAAGGUCCCAUAGUUCCUUGUACUCACGCCUUGCUAGCAAAAUGGAUCCCUCCGAACGAGAGGAGCCGAAUGGGAGCAUUCGUUUAUGCAGGAGCGCAAUUCGGCACAGUGAUUUCAAUGCCACUGAGUGGAGUGCUCUCGGAGUACGGGUUUGCCGGAGGAUGGCCAUCGAUAUUCUACGUGUUCGGCGCAAUCGGCACCCUGUGGUCAGUCGCAUUUUUGUAUCUCGUGCACGAGGACCCCGAAUCUCACCCGACCAUACCGCACGACGAGAGGAAAUACAUUAUUAGUUCCGUUUGGGGAGCUGCCGGUGUGUCUUCUCCUCCCGUGCCGUGGAGAAGCAUAUUAAAGUCGGCUCCGUUCUGGGCCAUAUUGGUCGCUCACAUGGGUCAAAAUUACGGAUACGAAACGCUCAUGACCGAGCUGCCGACUUUCAUGAAACAAGUGUUGCACUUCAAUAUAAAAGCUAACGGAACGUACUCAUCACUGCCGUACCUCGCCAUGUGGGUGUUCUCAAUGGUGGCCAGCCAUAUAGCCGACAUGAUGAUCUCCUCGGAGAGGUUCACGCACACAGUCACGCGCAAAAUCGUCAACUCUAUCGGUCAAUUUGGUCCAGCGAUAGCGCUGAUCGCCGCGUCCUACACGGGUUGCGACCCGUACCUGACUGUUGCCAUACUGACCGUUGGUGUGGGUCUUAACGGUGCCAUUUACUCGGGAUUCAAAGUCAACCAUCUGGACAUAUCGCCGCGAUUCGCCGGAAUACUGAUGAGUCUGACCAAUUGUCUGGCCAACUUGGCCGGUCUGUUGGCCCCGAUCGUCGCCGGCUACGUUAUUGACAAAAGGCCCACCCAGGCAGCCUGGAGAGUGGUGUUCAUAACGUCGGCGGUCGUGUACAUGGUGUGCUGUACGAUUUACCUGGUGUUCGGCAACGGCACCCGUCAGCCGUGGGACAAUCCGUCCAACGACCAAAUGAACUUGGAGCACAAGAAAAACAAGAAGAAGAACAAGAUGGCCAUGGACAUCGAGGACACCGUUCAGUGA
Molecule: messenger RNA, 1896 nt
Organism: Macrosiphum euphorbiae (potato aphid)
Lineage: Eukaryota; Metazoa; Arthropoda; Insecta; Hemiptera; Aphididae
Source: the annotation of a GenBank genome assembly